Carya illinoinensis is the source of this 2085-nucleotide messenger RNA. RefSeq lists its product as uncharacterized. The transcript has 2 exons. Bases 1398 to 2000 code for a protein of 200 amino acids. Lineage: Eukaryota; Viridiplantae; Streptophyta; Magnoliopsida; Fagales; Juglandaceae. The record is from RefSeq and is a predicted model, not a curated record.
CUUUAGGUAUGAUGUAAUUGAUAUUAUUUUUCAUUUAUUUGUUAUUUUUUAGAAGACUUGUAUUAAGAUUUUCUGUUUUGUAUUGAUAAUAUAUCAUUUAUUUGUGUUGAGAGUAUGUAUUUUUUGUAUUGAGAAUAUGUCUUUAUUGCAUUGAGAAGGUGAACUCCUCUUUUUAGCUAGUCGAGUCUCUCUUGAUUUUGUAUCUUUAAUUUCUAGUAUAAGCAUAGAACCUAUUAACUAAACUAGUUAAGGAUAGAGGCAGAAUACAAACAAAGGAUAGGUCAUAAUUUCUCCCAAGUCUAAACUAGUAACUAAACUAGUACUAUUUCUUUUUUGGACAAUAUUGCCUUCUCCAAUCUUGGCGCAUUAGCAUUUCAUAAUUGCCUAAAAAUGAUGAUAUAAUGGAAUAUGCAGUCAUUAGAUUACAAUAUCAUCUGAAACAGAGAGAUCCUAUUGGUUGCUAGCAAGUACAAGUAUGAAAUAUAUUCACGUUAACCAUGCUCAUUUCAACUCAUGAAUAAAGAAUCCAAUCAAUGGUGGCUUAUCAGUACCAAAAAUACAAAGAAAAAAAAAAUAGCAGCACAAUAAUCACUCAUGUAGAUAAUUACCUAAAGCAGUGAAAAAAAAAAUGGAAGAGUCAUUUUAGUUAAGGAUGAUUCACAUUCUACAAGAAGCAGUGAACAAAGCAUGUCAAAUCAACUUUUUAUGUUGUUGCAAUGUGAAAUUUAAUUGGGCAAUUAAUUAUGAUGAUUCUACUCGAGGGAUCUAAUAAUAUAGAUUAAAACCUUCUAUUUCAAUCACGCCUAGCAAGACAUUAAUAGAGGUGCUUAGGAAACAUGAGUGCUUGUGGAUUUUUCAUUAUAGUUGACUGUUGAGUUUCCUAUGCAUUACUUAAAUUCUCACUUGUCAGCUCAUUCUUCUGUACUUCCAUGUCUUUCUAGUUCUUCAAUAGUUUAUUUUAAUAAAUGUUGGGUUUCCUUUGCAAUUACGUUUGAUUUAUUUUCUAUUAUGAUUAUGUAAAGAUUAAAACCUUUGUUGUAUCAAAUUUGUAAACUUACUUCUAUACUUUUCAGCAUAUAACAAAUAUGUCUAACAAAAAUCAAAAUAAUGUUGCUGCUGCUACACAAAUACAAGAUAGUCAGAUAACCAGAUUAAUUUGGACAGAUAAAAUGAAAGAGGAUUAUGUAGACAUAUGCGUUAGUGAGAUUCAUGCUGGUAACCGUCUAGGGACCCAUUUUAAUAAGGUGGGGUAGAAAAAUGCGGUUAAUAAGUUUAGCGAGAAAGUUGGUAAAGAAUGUAACUACAAACAACUUAAGAACAAGUGGGAUAUUUCAAAAAAGGAUUGAAACAUUUAGACGAAAUUAGUUAGAAAAGAAACUGGCCUUGGAUGGAAUCCGAUGAAGAAGACAGUUGAUGCUACAGAUGAGUGGUGGGCAAAAAAAUUACAGGAAAUUCAAGAAGCAGCUAAGUUUCGGAAUGCAGGUUUAGCUCAUAUUUCCAAGUUGGAUAUAAUGUUUAGGGGUAUAACUGCAACUGGUGAGGGAGCUUGGGCACCAUCCUCUGUAUUGGGUUUUGAAGAUGCAAUAAGAUUUGAUCAAUAUAAUGAUGUAUUGUUAGAGUUAGAAGAGAUUGAUGAUUCAGAUGACGAAUCUGGUGAUAUUCAAACUAAUUUAGAUACUCAGAUGAAAGAAAAUAAACAUGUUAGUCCUGUAGUCCAAGAUAGGAAAAGGAAAAAAGGAACUCAAAUAUUUGAUCAACAUUUCACACGUCUUUAUGAUGUACUUGAAAAGCGGAUUGCAACAUUAUCAUUCGAUAAACCUGGUCGUAGUAUUGACGAGGUUAUGGCUGUUGCACCGGAGUUAGCUGAGAUAGAAAAUGACUAUGAGAUUUUUAGGGAUGCAAGUGAGGUACUCCUUUCGAAAUCACAUAGAGAAAUGUUUAUUGCCCUAAAAGACUCAACGUUUCGGAUUGAUUUUAUUAAACGAAUGAAAAAUAAAUGAAGUCAAUAUUGACUAUUGUGAUGUCAUUUUAGGGAUUCAUUAACAAUUACUAUUUUCCGAAUGAUUUGUAAUGAAUUAUUUUAGA